AUGAAGCUCGAGUCUUUUCGUCGGCUGCGGAUCCCCGCGCAGAAGGACUCGCCCUUCUGCUGGGAGGUGUUGGUCAAGCAGGAUGGGUUCUUUCCCACGAAAUCUGCUCUCGACGCGGACGCAGAGACUGCGCAGCUCGAGGGAGGAGUGGACCGCGAGAAGUCCCGGCGCACGCUGUUUGUGACUUCCGUUCCGCCGCUUCUUUCUGUGGCGAAGCUCUCUCGAGUGUUUGAAGAGGCAUUCGGGGAAAUCGAAGACGUGAAGGAGAAGGUCGUCGUGCAGAGAGGCGCGGAGGAACGUCUCCGCAAACGCAAGGCAUCGGGCUACGGUGUCUCGUCUUCAACCCUGCAGCCGUCGUGCUCCGCCAUUCGUCUUCUUCACUUCGUCUUCCGCUCGGCUCUCUCUGUGUCUUCGCUUCUUUCUUCUGCACUUCCUGUCGGUGGCGGACAGCCCAACGGCCCCCAGAGCAAGCACACCCCAGACAAGGCUGAGGACGGCCGAGGACCAAGGGAGGCUUUAGCAUCUGAUGCGAAAGCAGUCGAUGGCAGUCUUCGCCUAAAGACUGACGGCGCCGCCGGCUGGCUCCAGGAAGCCGCGGCCUUCGCUAGAACCCCAGACGAGCUCCAGCGGGAGGUCGACGAGUUCAUGGAGAACCACGAUUUGAAGAAGGAGAUAGAGAGACAACGCCUCAAGCAGCAGCAAGUGACAGACGAGGACGGCUUCACUCUGGUCGUUGGGUCCUCCGCGACCGCCGCUGACGGCACGACCUUCAAGGCGAUUCGCCGAUCGGAGGCUGGCGGCUCUCCGCUGGGCGUCGCAGUCGCUGGCAGCCGCGGCUUCGCUGGGAGAGCGGGCGCGAGGCGGGGGGCGCCGGACGACGGCGAAGAAGGAGCUGUCAAUCUUUUUGUUCAGCAGAACGCUGCUGCGUGCGGAGUUAGCAGUCUGGACGAAGCACGAGGCGGCACCGGCGGACGUAGGAGAAAGAAGAAGAGAAAAGGCGGCAUCGAAGAGGACUUCUACCGAUUUCAGAGACGCGAAAAAAGACGAAAAGAAUUUCUCGACGUGCAGCGCUCCUUGGCAGCAGACGAAAAACGCGUGGAGGCGAUGGAGAAGGCGAACAAGUUCUCUCUUUGA
Molecule: messenger RNA, 1134 nt
Organism: Besnoitia besnoiti
Lineage: Eukaryota; Apicomplexa; Conoidasida; Eucoccidiorida; Sarcocystidae
Exons: 7
Coding region: 1-1134 (377 amino acids)
Biological process (GO): ribosomal small subunit assembly; rRNA processing
Cellular component (GO): CURI complex; UTP-C complex
Source: RefSeq, a predicted model, not a curated record